GCUCUACAAUUUGUCUGCAACUUCUAAUUCGCUGCGGGUAUUUUUUUUUAUUGUGUUUGUUGUUACAUAUAAUCCGAUCAAUUUCGAUCGUCCGUUGGCAAAGCAAAGCAAAGCCGUGCGUUUGUGCUCCGAUUUUUUGAGCUUUUGUUUUGGCAAAGUUCCGCGAAACUGCACCAAUUAAACGUUUCGUUUGCUCCACUCCGCCUGUUCUUUCGGUUUUCUGCCUUUUCCGUUUUCGUUUCGUUUCGUUUUCGCUUUCCACUUGGAAUUGCGUUCGCGAGGGGAUGAUGAAAAGGGGAGGAGAGGAGACUCCCGACGAAGUGCAUCCCCCGUCCCGUGCGUUUGUGUUGGUGCUAGUGCCAGUGCCAAUGCAAUUGUAGCUGAGCGCGCUCAUAAAAAUCAAAAGUAUAUUUAGAUAUACAUGUACAUAUAUAUAAUAAUCGGAUACGUUUUCUCGUUUCGCUCGCCCGUGCUCAUGUGUGUGUGUUUAAAUCAGUAAUAUCACAACAGAGGGGGCCUGUUUGCCUGUGUGUGAGGAGCGCGCUGCGUUUUGUUGUUGAGUGCGAGCGGGACAGUGGACGGAGAAAGAGAAAUAGAACUGCAACAACAACAUUGUACCAGCGGCAGCAGCAGCAGCGAUGGCUUCCAGUCGCUGCACUGGCAUAGCGCUGCCGGGAAAUGUAUUGGGGUGUGUCCUUGUCCACGUCUGCUAGGACUCUUUUUUCACCGAGCGUCCCAGCAGAAGCUCCACGGAAGAGGGGUCACGGUAGUGACUACGAACAACCAUCCAAGAGACAUCGAAGAUCCAGGACGCCUUUAAAGUCUUCAUAAUGCCACGCUUUCGGAACGACGAGCCGGAGCAGUCGCAUUACAGUGAUGGCGACGUGGUCUGGGUAAAAAUACACAACACAGAGAUCUGGUGGCCCGGCGAGGUGACCUUGUCGCAGGACUUUCGGUUCAUCAACUCCAUCCGUCCACCGUUCGCAGUUGUGGCUUUUUUCAACGAAAAAACCUUCGAGCAAGUGAAAUCACCAAAACUGAUUUACCCCUUUCAAUGCGCUCACAAGGAGGAGUUCAUCAAACGCGGCACCAAAAAAGCCGAUGGAAUGCACAUGGGCGACAAGUUCAGUGACGAUGUGGCGAUCGCCGAGUCGCGCUACCACCGGCACCAGCUGCCCGGACUGCACGCCUCAUCAUCGUCCGUGUUGGAGGGCAACAGCGGCGGACCCGCCUCCCGGCCGGAUAGCCUCAUCAAGGCGCUCCUCUCGAGCAGCAGCAGCAGCAGUCUGCACAACAGCAGUGCGCUAAGCAGUGCCGUGCCUUCGCCAGCGGGUCGACAGGAGCCCACGAUUCGUAUCAUGGACAUUGGGGGCAGCGCCACGCCCGCCCCUCGCGAUCGUGGCUUUACCGAGGCCAGCUACGAGUGCAACAUGUGCACUUUUCGGACCAACAGCAUGAGCGUGCUGCUCAUCCACCGCCGUGCUCACUUGGAGUCCAGCAGCAGCUUCAGCAGCAACAGCACCGUGAACUGCUCCUCGCCCGUCAGAAAGACGCGUGCAGCUCGGCGAGCCCACACCACCAACAUGCUCGAUCUGCGGCAGCUGGCGGGCCGCAGGAGUCGGGACAGCACGCACUUCCACAGGAACUCGGUGCGCUGCCACUCGCGCCACGUGUCCAUCGUUGUGGACGCCUCGCUAACAGACGAGGAGCAGCUGAAGGUGGCCAACAUCGCCAAGCUAACGAUGGAGAGCAUUGAGCGCGUGGUUCACCCCAGCGACGCCAGCUCCUCGACCUCCGACUCCGCCCGCAGCCACAGUGACCGGAACAGCUUAUCAUUGUCACCGCAGGAGCCCAAAGCGAAGAGCCCGCGACGCAGCAUGGUGAAUCCGCGAGACCCGCGCAGCCAUCGCUCCAAUCAACUGCGAGCCACCAUGCCCGCCCCAGAGUUACCACCGGCUAAACAGCGCCGCCUAACGCGUUCUAUGAGUCGGCGACAGAGAGGCGAAUCGCCGGAGCUCCUCCCACCGCCUACGCCGACGAUUUCGCGCCGUGGUCGAGGUAGACGGUGCACCCUGGCUGCCGCGACUAGCGAACAGAUCACGACAUCCAGGCGGGGCAACCCCUUACGGAAAACGCUGACAACAGCGCCCACCACCGUCGAGAAAUCACCUCGCAGCGCAGGACGGCGAAAGCGAACGCGAACGCUCUCUAGGAUUAGGGCACCGAUCGCUGUUGAUCCGGAUCUUUCGCUGGCGCUCCUCUCGCCUCCACCACCGGCGCGUCCGAUUGCAAAGAACAGGGAGGAAGAAGUAGUUGCGCAGCCUAAUCUGCCAUCCAGUCCAUCGCCAGAGCCGGUUCCAGUAGCUGACCUUACCCAACCCAAUGUGAAUCUCCCGUGUCCGCAGAAUAGCAUUGCCGCCUCCUUGCAACUGCAGCAAAGUCUGCUGGCCGAGUGGUGCGACGACGAAAUGGACGAGUCGCUGGAGGAGCCACAGCAGCCGCAGCAGCCACAACCAGUUAAUAACAUUAGCAAGGUCGUGGAAAAUCCACCAGCUAAAGCACCAGCACCAGAGCUGGAAGCGGAGGAGGAAGAGCAGGAGAAGACUGACGGCGUUGCCGCCAAGAAGCGCAUACGCAACAUACCAAAGAAGGAUCGGCGCGACGUGGUUCUGCAGGAAUUCGACGUAGAUAGCCAGCUGGAGGCUGACGAGCCGAUUGUCAUCCAGGACAGCGACGCCAGCUCUAACGAGAGCGUCGUCUUCGUGGAGGACGAGCCGAGGCAGCGCGGCAAGGGUGCUCAUACGCAACCCAAUGGUAGUGCUAAUGAAAAGCCCAAAAUGACGGCCAAGACGGCCAGCAACAUCCCGUCUUGCUUUGACUUUGAGGAGGAUGACGAUCUGCAGCAACAGCAGCAGCAGGACGGCCAGAAUGGACUAAGCUAUAGGCGCCGUACCAACACCAAUCGCCCCGACCUUAACGGCAAAGGUCAAGAGGAAGAAUCUGCUAGCGAAGAGCCAGAAACGGAAGAGCCUGCACCUGCACAGGCACUCCAGGACAACGUCUCUUACGACGAACUUUUCUAUGGCUUCGAAGAUGUCAAGGGGCCGAUAUUCUCGACCUCCGAGACGGAGGAGGAGUCGGAGCAAGUGCCUCAGUCAGUUGUGGAGCAGGACGAGAUGUUGGCGCACGUCGAUCCUGUGGAGCCUGAAGAGACAGUACCCGAAGCAGUACCAGAAGCAGUGCCCGAAGCAGUGCCCGAAGCAGUGCCAGAAGCAGUGACCGAAGCAGUGCCCGAAGCAGCGCCCGAAACAGGGGCUGAGGGCGAGGCAGGAGAUCACAUGAGCCUACCUAUCAAGGAGCGUCAAAAACGCAUCUUCAAGUCACGAAACAAGUCCACAGUAGCAGGACACCAGGACGAGGAUUUGCCGGCCUCCUCGAUGGUUUCCGUGCAACCCAGCGACGACGAGGAAGUGACCGCUCCUAGGAUGGACAUGGAUACCACUCUCCAGGAGACCAACUGUGCCAGCCCGAAGCUCUUCAACGGGGAAAAGAGCAGGCGGAAUAGCGCCAACAACAGCAAUGCAACUAGCAGCGAAUGCGUAAUGGAAAGUAGCAGCCGUAGCAGUUGCAAGCGCCGCACCAAAUCGAAGACUGAAACAUCCCGUCGCCCGCCGCGUCGCUCGAAGCCGAAGCCGAAGGUACGUCAGCCACGACCCUCGCCCGUCCUCGAGGAGCUGAGCAACAACAGCAGCAGCAGCGGCAGUAACAGCAACAGUACCAGCAACAGCAACAGUAACACCAGCAGCAGUAGUAAUCAUACGUCCAGCGCCAGCUCUAGCUCGGACUCGCACGGCAUAGGAACGCUAUCCCCGGAGCCCAGCUCUAGCAACAGCUGCUCCAUUGCCUCGAACAUUGCGGUAAUCUCGGCGGAGGAGGCUCGCGAGCUGCAGCGUUCCGCCUCGGGUGCCGGUCUGAUACACGCCGCCAUCGUGGACGCCACUCAGCCGGUGCAGCGAGGAGGUGUGCUCAUUUUGGAGGACAUUCGGCUACCCAAUUUGUACGAAACCUUCGGCAGCCUGCACUCAUCGGACAGCAAUGGCAGUCGGCAGGCGAACUCGCGGGCCCAUGAUGAGGAGGAUGAACAGUCUCAGGAUGCGAUGGAUCAGCAGGCAACGAAUGAUGAUCAAGAUGAGGAGGGGGUGGCGGAGGCGAAGGCCGAGACCCGUAACGAAGAGCAUAUGCUUGAUGAUGGUCAAGCAGUAGAGCAGGCGGCGGAACAGGAGCAUGCGGAGGAGCAGACGGAGGAGGAGGAGGAGCAGGCAGAAGAGGAGGAGGAACAGGCAGAGGAGGAGGAGCAGGUGGACGAGGAGCAGGCGGUGGAGGAGGAGCACACGGAGGAGGAGGAGCACACGGAGGAGGAAGAGCAGGCGGAGGAGGAGGAGGAGCAGGCGGAGGAAGAAAGUCAGAAGAAGGACCCAAAGCCUGGGCCCACCAAAGAUAUUGACUUGGCCGCCUGGUCCCCGGUCCGUCACUCGCCUGAGGCGGUUCGCUUCUUGCCGCAGGCCCGUGAGGUGCUCCUCAAGAAGCGCGAGCAGGAGUUGCUGCGCCAGUACGAGGCCGAUCUUGUCAGCGGGCGGAGUGCGGAGAAGUGUCGUCUGGCCCGCGCUCGCUGGAGCCGACCUAUGCCAUCCCCUGAAGAGGAAGACGCUCUAGAGCCAGAGUUGCCCCCAUCGACAUCCGGGGAGGAUCAGCAGGAGCAGGGCCAGGGGGAGAAAGUGGUCAGUUCCAAUGAAGAGCAGCCACAGCUGCCAACUGUGGAGGAUGAAUCAGCAGAGGACGAGGAGCUCCAGAUGGACCAAAUGCAGACCGAGUCACCCGUGGACGAGCACCUGGCAGCCCUUGAGUUGGUGCUGCCAGUUAGGUUGUCGCCGUCCUCGCGCCGUUCCGCCAGCCAUCCGCAGGUCAAUCCAAUGGUCACGAGCUCGUUCUCUUCCGGCAUGAAUAAGCCCAGGCAUUUCAGCUACGCUCCGACUCUGAGCGAUGCCGACGUGGCCAAGGCGCACCAGCAGCUAGUGGAUCUGCGCGAGCAGCAGCGUCUGCGCUACUACCCAACAACGCCACCCACAGCCGUCACUCCGCCAGCCACAGUGCUGCAGACCUCCGGCCAACGAAGGCAGCGUCGCCGCUCAAGGAACGCUGCUAGCGACCAUGUGGAGAGCGGAUCCCGCAGCGACGUGGCCGAGGAAUCGUCCUGCGAGACCAAGGAUGGUCAAGAGAGCACCGAGAACCCGCCUCAGCUGUGCGCUGGACGCAUCUGCGCGGUGAUGACUCGACCGAUCCCGGGCUACAGCCACACGUUCAUGCUGUGUUCUCUGAAUAACAACAACUUCACGCCGCUGAACAACGUGGCGCUUUAUCUGGACAACGAAAAGAACCACCUGGUGCCGGUGCCGCGGGAGGCAUUACUUGAGCCACCGCGCUUGGCAGACGGCCAUCCGCUGUCCGCCGUCUUUGCGGACAUUGACUUUCUGGGCGGAGAGGCAGUAGCCCAGGUAGUGGAGCCAUCGGAAACGGAGACUGAGGCGGAGACGGGGGCAGAGGCGGACCUUAACCAGGACCAGGUCGGGCGCCAUUUGUCGCCGCAGCUCCUGCUAAGCGAGGCAGAGAACGACGGCGAGCCUGUGGACACGUUGGGUAUUAUGACGCCACUCAGCCAGGUGGCCGAAGGAGGCGCCAUGGCUGCCGGAAGCUACGUCAACGAGGAGGAGGAACUCUCCCUGCACGAGGAACAGCUGCAGGCCAAUGUGCUGCAGCUGAACGUGAAUGGGCACCGCUUGGAGCUGGAUCCGUCGGUGCUAUUUAGCAUUGCCGAGCAGCCGGACUCGUGCAUCGAGCUGAAUGUCACCGAGGCGGGAUCGAGUGGCUCCGGCGUCUCUGGGGGCAUAAGGGCCGUCCUUCACGCUCGGGACAUCUUACAGGCUGCGCAGGUUUACCUGCAGGAGCGCGACCUGCAGCUGGUCAACGUGGAAGAUAUGACGUUGGAUGAUGAGGAGACGGAUGCGCCUUCGGCCAUGACUGGGCCCGCCACGGAUCUGCUCUCCCAGGCGCUGGCUGGUAGCCAGGUGGUGGACGACGCCGACUUCGUGAACGCAGCCAACGCUGGCGUUGGCCUGCUCCACAUCGACACCCGCACCGGUGCUAGCCUUCUGCAUGUCGGCGACGACGAGCCCGGCAGUGUCGUGUUCAUCUCGCACCCCUUGGCCCCACAGACCGUCCACCUUACGCCUCCAAUUACGGCCCGCACCAACGAGACGAACGCGCUGCUCGACCAGACGCCCAUCAUGUCCACGCUGGAAAAUCCAAGCGGUAUGCAGCUGCGCCGCGUGUCGCCGCUGAUCGAGGGCAACUUGGAGGACAGCCUGGCCGUCAUUGGCGUGACGAACGGCAGCGGCGUGCCCACCUCGCUGGAGCUGCCCAUCACCGUCACCAAUCCGGCCAUCGCAUCGCGACUGACGGCCCCGGUCGUCGACAUGCUGCAGUUCGCUCACUUCCAGUAGACGGAGCACAGUCCAAGUGCGACCUUUUUGUUAGGCCUACAAAAUGCAGUUCAUGCAUUUUAUUUUGUGCGCGGAAGAGAGUGCUAGAAUCUGUACCUCUUGCUAGUUAAAUUGAACCGAAAUUAGACGAUGACAUGGCGCCAAUGAAUGCCAAUGCAGAUAUUUAGUUGCCUAAUUGACUAGCACUUUAGUUUGAUUCAUGGACUUCACCUACCCCUUACAUUGCAAAUGUACGAUAGGGAAGCGAAUCACAUUAGAACGUAAGAGAUUUAACAACUAAUGGAUAGUUACGAAUAAGUAGUGCAAACUACAGAACAGAACAGAAACAGCCAGACAAAGCUGAUCAAAAAGCCAACGAGCCCGGCACCAAAGCAAACACUUACGACAUAUAACAGAACGUGCAACACUGCACAUAGGACUUAGGUGUACACUCAUGUGAACAGGAAGCACAUUUAUAUUUAAUGACUAUACCAAUGUGUGUAAGAUAUGUCAGUCUCUAAGCUAACAAGUUGUGUAAAGUGUGUCCGGAAUUAAGGGCAGAAAGAACUGCCCAGCUCGGGGUACUAUUUAAAUAAAUAAAGGCAACACUUGCUAAAAAA
Drosophila rhopaloa is the source of this 7156-nucleotide messenger RNA. RefSeq lists its product as uncharacterized. The transcript is spliced from 7 exons. The record is from RefSeq and is a predicted model, not a curated record. NCBI's taxonomy places the organism in Eukaryota, Metazoa, Arthropoda, Insecta, Diptera, Drosophilidae. Bases 831 to 6557 code for a protein of 1908 amino acids.